Molecule: messenger RNA, 1794 nt
Organism: Heterostelium album PN500
Lineage: Eukaryota; Evosea; Eumycetozoa; Acytosteliales; Acytosteliaceae
Exons: 4
Coding region: 1-1794 (597 amino acids)
Molecular function (GO): metalloendopeptidase activity
Source: RefSeq, a predicted model, not a curated record
AUGAAAAUAUAUUAUUUAGAUGAAAAUAUAUUAUUUAGAGUAUCAUUGGAAAAAUAUUUCUCUAUAGUGUUAGUAGAUUCUAAACAAUAUGAAAUCAGUUCAGAUAAAGUAAAAUCUGUUAAAUUUGCUCAAACACAUGUUUUGCCUGCAUCUGGAUUGUCAUGGAGUAAUUUUACAUUCAAUUUAGUACCAAAUAGAGAUACUUUGUUGUUGGUUCAAUUUGAAACUACACCGACCAGUUCAGCCAAUGAUAUUACUAUUAUGGUUGAUAAUGCAACUGUCGCUACUCUUACUCUUAACACUCCAGAUAAGAUUCCAUCAAACUUUGCCAACUAUCCUGCUACCAGUUACUGUGUCGAUUGCUACUCUGUUAUGAUACCUCGAAACCAUGUAAAACAAGGAAUGGAAAUCAUAGUUAGUUCCGAUACAACUACAGGCCGAGUGAAACCAACCAUCAUAAUGGAUACCAAUCUAAUAUUCAAGAGUUUCCCAUUCUAUUUGUUUGGUGCCAAUCCUACCAAUACACUAACUUGUAUUCCCAAGACACCAGCCAAAGAUUCACAAGAUCUCAUCUUUAAUACUUGGCCAUUGUCAUCCGUUGAAUUCAAAGAAGCUCCAGGAUUCACUUGGGACAGACUAGUUUGUCCACCAAUUGAAAACAAAACAGAAGCAAUGGUAGUCUCUUCAAAAGAUGAUAUUUCAAAUAAUGAUUUAGAUAAUGUUAUUGCUGAAAUCAUUAAUGAAUACAGAAAAACAAAUGGUGAAUUAAAAUUAAAUGUUAUGUAUGAUGUACCAAUGUUACCAUUGAAUUCCUUAGGUUCUGUUGACCUUAUCGAUAGAAUAUAUGUAUCAAACAAACUUUAUAUUUCUGGUAACUUCCAAUCUAGAUCAAACUAUCUAAAUGGUCUUGGAUUUGCUUUCGGAAUUCAAUCAUUCGGUGCAAUGUUUAAGGCUGGGAAGUAUCCAUAUCCAAAUGGAUCAUAUAAUGGUUCAAGUUGGGGUUUCAAUAGUCAAAUCAAUAAGUUUAUCUCUCCAUACGUUAUACCAAAUGACGACAACUACGAUUCCUGUUUAACCAAUCCAGAUUAUUUACAUUCAAACGAUAUAUGUUUUAAAAAAGAUUAUAUAUCUAAUGUUUUAAAUGAUAUGUAUUAUCCAGAUUAUAUUUCAGGUAUGAUCCAAAGUGGUGUAAAUAAAAUGGUUCAAUACGAUAAGACCAAUAAGAAAUUCAUGUCUUGGGAUGCCACUCUAAUGAAAUCCGUUGAAAUCAAACCAAACGAUACCAAUGGUGGAUUCCUAUAUUUGGAUGAUGGUUUGCCAAUGCUAGUGGAUGUAGAUGUCUAUACCAUAGUGAUGGUACACAAUACUGCUGCCAACUCUAAAUGUGGAGGUGCUUGUUCCAACAUCUAUCCAAUUAUCAAGAGUCGUGGUAACUUGAUGAGACAUAUCGAUCCAUCUGAUGAAGACCAACGUGAUCUCGUAGAGGAACCAAGUCUCAGAGAUCUCUAUGCAUUCUGUGCGGAAUCUGGUUGUGACUUUUCACUGAGAGCUACCUACGCCGAUGGCAGCAUUUUUUUGAAACUCCUACAAAAAGGCAUGAGAGAUUUCGAUAAUCCAAGAGGUCCUAUACAUCAAGACUAUUUGAAUCCACUCAAUCCAAAGAGUGUAACUUAUUUCGUUGAGAAUAUUCCAGCUGAUAAAGUACUCACCAAAGUGGAAUUACUCUCAACACCCUAUGGAUACAAAAAGUACACUGCUAAUCCACCAGUUUUAUUAUCAAAAAUAAUAAGUUAA